AUGGAACAAAGGAAUGGCGAAGAUGGCUCAAAGCCGGUCGUCGAGACAGCACCUGUCCCGUAUACGGUAUUUUGGCCUAUUCAGAAACGGUUGCUCAUUGCACUCCUUGGGUUUGGUACCAUCACUUCCCCACUGACAGCUACGAUAUAUUUUCCUCUUCUGCCUCUUCUACGAGAGCACUUUCACACCACGACACAGGCCAUCAAUCUCACCCUGACGAUCUAUAUCAUCUUCCAAGCAAUCUCUCCGGCGGUAUUCGGACCACUGUCGGACAACAUGGGCCGGAGACCGGCAUACCUAUUCACCCUGUCGCUGUACAUGGCGGCGAACCUGGGCUUAGCUCUCAACAGGAACCACUACGGGGUCUUGCUGGGAUUGAGAGCAAUCCAGAGCCUGGGGGCAAGUGCCGCUUACGCCAUCAGCUUUGGUGUUGUUGCAGAUGUCUGUGUGCCGAGUGAAAGGGGCAGGAUGCUGGGACCAGUGAGCAUGGCGUUGAACCUGGGGGCAUGUAUUGGCCCAGUGGUCGGUGGAUGGGUCGCAUAUUCCAGCGGCAGCUUCGAAUGGAUCUUUUGGGUCCUGGUCAUUGUGGGCGGGCUGCUCUUAUUCUUUGUCGGAACCUUCUUACCGGAGACAGCUCGAUCGCUUGUGGGCGAUGGGGCACAGCGACCAAGCCUACCACUGUGGGAAUGGACGUGGUUGCGUAUGAUUCAGCGACUUACUCCAAUCGACCUGCUAAGGAGGAGCACGAAAAGAGGGCGUGAGUCUUUGCGAGGAAGGCCAGACGAGGACCCGGGAUCGCCAUCGUAUCCAAAGUUGGUCUCGCGGCUACGGAUCGGGCUGACAUACCUGCCGCGCGGCGUCGGAAUCAUCGUGGGCGGUUAUUGCAUUGGCAGGGUCAUGGAUUUCAACUACAAAGCCACGGCUAGGCAGAUCAAUUGGAGUAUCGACAGUGUAUCAGGUGACGACCUGGGGGAGUUUCCGAUCGAACGGGCUCGCGUCCGCGGGAGCGGCUGGCUCCUGCUCGUUUCCACCGCCGGCCUUGUCGGAUACGGCUGGGCUGUACACUAUCACGUCCACGUGUCCGUCUUGCUGAUCUUGCAGUUCAUGCAGGGAUUCUGGGGGACGUGUUUCUACACCGUCUACAACACGUUGCUGGUCGAUGUAUUUCCGCAAAGUCCGAGCACCGCCGCCGCCGCGGCGAGUAUCACGAGAUGUGCCAUGGCGGCUGCAGGCGUUGCAGUGUUGCAACCUCUACUCGACGCCGCAGGGAGAGGCUGGUACUUUACCGUCCUGGGGUUAUGGAGUGGCAGUUUUGGCGGGGUGGCGUUGUGGUGUAUCAAGAAAAAAGGCAGGGGUUGGAGAAAGCGGCGUUUGGAUAGAACCAGAGUGGCCGAGUCGUCUCCCGUUGUCGUGGGGGAAAUAUCAAACUAG
Fonsecaea nubica is the source of this 1431-nucleotide messenger RNA. RefSeq lists its product as hypothetical. NCBI's taxonomy places the organism in Eukaryota, Fungi, Ascomycota, Eurotiomycetes, Chaetothyriales, Herpotrichiellaceae. The coding region runs from base 1 to 1431 and encodes 476 amino acids. The record is from RefSeq and is a predicted model, not a curated record. Gene Ontology annotation, biological process: transmembrane transport. Gene Ontology annotation, molecular function: transmembrane transporter activity. The transcript has 2 exons.